This is a messenger RNA of Platichthys flesus (European flounder), 2424 nucleotides long. Its product is annotated as thromboxane-A synthase-like. The coding region runs from base 90 to 1757 and encodes 555 amino acids. Lineage: Eukaryota; Metazoa; Chordata; Actinopteri; Pleuronectiformes; Pleuronectidae. The transcript has 13 exons. Gene Ontology annotation, molecular function: oxidoreductase activity, acting on paired donors, with incorporation or reduction of molecular oxygen; heme binding; iron ion binding. The record is from RefSeq and is a predicted model, not a curated record.
AUUUCCACAGAUUUCCACAGACACAGAGGUCAUUAGCAUCAGGAUAACAACACUGUCUUCCCUUAUUUCUCUUCAGGCUUUAAUCUGUCAUGGAGGCUGCAGCUGACUUUCUGAACGUGUUCCUCCCUGAGGCCGGGGGAUCGUCUCUGACCCUCGGCCUCUUCCUCGUCUUUCUAGGUCUUCUGUACUGGUAUUCGUAUUACCCGUAUUCAGUCCUUUCUCGAUGUGGCAUCAAACAUCCGAAGCCAUUACCUUUCUUUGGCAACAUAUUCAUGUUUCGCGAGGGUUUAUUCGGCCCAAUCGCUGAUAUAAUAAGGACACAUGGCAGAGUUUGUGGGUACUACUUGGGACGCAACCCAGUGGUGGUGGUUGCAGACCCUGACAUGAUCAGACAAGUGUUAGUCAGAGACUUCAGCAGUUUCCCAAACAGAAUGACUGUUCACUUUCCCAGCAAGCCCAUGUGUGACUCCCUGCUCAUGCUGAGGAACGAGCGCUGGAAGCGAGUGCGGAGCAUCCUGACCCCGUCCUUCAGCGCUGCCAGGUUGAAAGAGAUGGCUCCACUCAUCAACACAGUCACUGAUGUUCUGAUGAACAACCUGAAUGUUUACGCUGAGUCAGGAGAGGCCUUUGACAUCCACAAAUGUUUCGGCUGCUUCACCAUGGAUGUUAUUGCCAGUGUGGCGUUUGGAACUCAGGUGGACUCUCAGAAAAACCCAGAUGACCCAUUUGUCCGUCACGCUCAGAUUUUCUUCUCCUUCUCUCUCUUCAAGCCCAUCGCCCUAAUUUUCAUUGCGUUUCCUUUCCUCGCGGCUCCUCUGGUGCGACUCAUCCCCAACAAACGACUUAUCAAGAUGAAUGACUUCUUUAACAACUGUAUCAAGAAGAUCAUCACACAGAGGGAGGAGCAGCCUCCUGAACAGAGGCGUCGAGACUUCCUCCAGCUGAUGUUGGAUGCUCGAACCAGCAAAGAGUCUGUGUCUUUGGAGCACUUCGAUACACUGAACCACACUGAUGAGCCCAAUCCCAGGAACCAGCAAGCGCAACCAUCGGCCUCGGAUCAGGAGGCCCACAGCAGGGCUCCACAGAAAAAGAUGAUCACUGAGGAUGAGAUCGUGGGUCAGGCUUUUGUCUUCCUCCUGGCUGGCUACGAAACCAGCAGCAACACCCUGGGCUUCACCUGCUACCUGCUGGCCAUCAACCCUGAAAGUCAACACAAAGUACAAGAAGAGGUGGAUGAGUUCUUCACGAGACAUGAGUCACCAGAUUACACUAACGUUCAGGAGCUGAAGUACUUGGACAUGGUUGUAUGUGAAGCACUGCGCCUCUACCCUCCUGGAUUCAGGUUUGCACGGGACAUCGACCAGGACUGUGUGGUGAAUGGACAGUUUCUCCCUAAAGGAGCAUCGCUGGAGAUCCCAGCAGGCUUCCUCCAUUACGACCCAGAGCAUUGGCCAGAGCCCGAGAAGUUUAUCCCUGAGAGAUUCACCCCAGAGGCCAAGGCCAAUCGACAUCCAUUUGUUUACCUACCGUUUGGGGCCGGUCCCCGUAACUGCGUGGGCAUGAGGCUCGCUCAGCUGGAGAUCAAAAUGGCUUUAGUUCGUCUGUUUCACAAAUUCAACAUCGUGGCCUGCACUGGGACAAAGGUUCCUAUUGAGUUGAAGUCAUCAAGCACGUUGGGACCCAAAAAUGGCAUAUUUGUGAAAAUCACCAGAAGAAACUCGGGAGGUGCUCGAUUCAAUUCAACACCAGAUGAUUAGAAACCCACUGUUCAUCUUCUUGGCUGGUGGAACAAGUUACAAAUCAUCCAAUAGGUUCAUGUUGUAAUACUUUUCUGGAUUACUUUUGAACUUGAGCCCCAAUACUCCAUCAUAAGUUUGCACUGUGGCAUUAUGAUUUUUUCUUUUGGUCUCAAUAGCUGCCCUGUUGAAUUUUAACCAAUGUGUUAGGAGUUAGUCUGAGCUCAUGAAUUGGUAUAGAAGUCAUUAAUCCAUGUUAGUCUUGAAUAAAUGCAAUAAGUUUACUGAUGAUGAUGAUUCACCAUGUGUGUAGUUCAGUGACCUAAGAGAUAAAAGGUGAAUUAAGAUAGAACUGCUAGUUACAUGUAAAAUGGGUUAAAUUCCACUUGUGUGUAAUUAAGUUAUCUUAAAUAAUUUCAUUUUAUUUGCUGCACUGGGAAAAUAAGGGUCUUAAAAUAAUGACAAAGAAUACAUUAAUGCUUUUUUUAUAGUGUGUUUAUUGCAUAACUAUAACCAUCAGUGAAUUUCAUUCCGUAGCUUGACUUGAACUCUAACCUCUGGAAGUUGUACUUACCAAACUAAACAACUAAAUAAUAGACACCCCCACCAUAAAUAUUAACUAAAGUGACUAAAGCGUUUGUUUACAAUCUGUCUAACUAUAAAUACAUGUAUAUCAUCAGAUCUUCAA